AUGAUUCGUAAUAUUCCCAACAAAUACACUCAGGCAAUGCUUAAAGAAAGUAUUGACGCUACCCACAAAUAUACAUAUGAUUUUUUAUAUCUUCCUAUUGACUUCCAAAAUGAAUGCAACGUUGGUUACGCUUUUAUCAACUUUAUCGAUGUCAAUUCAGUCAUAUCAUUCGCCAAACAAAGAAUUGGAAAACAAUGGAAUCGAUUCAAUUCUGGAAAAGUCUUCGAUCUCACUUAUGCCAUGAUCCAAGGAAAACACAAACUUAUUGCAAGAUAUCGAAAUUCCAAGGUGAUGAUCAAAGAUGAAUCAUACCGACCCAAACUCUUUUAUUCAUCAGGACCUCGUCAAGGUGAAGAAGAACCAUUCCCAAAACCCACAAAUCAAGAAAUUUUGGCGGCCCAAAGAUUACUUCAAAUGAAAACUACUAGUUAA
Halteromyces radiatus is the source of this 432-nucleotide messenger RNA. RefSeq names its product RNA recognition motif 2-domain-containing protein. The transcript has 4 exons. Bases 1 to 432 code for a protein of 143 amino acids. Lineage: Eukaryota; Fungi; Mucoromycota; Mucoromycetes; Mucorales; Cunninghamellaceae. The record is from RefSeq and is a predicted model, not a curated record. Gene Ontology annotation, molecular function: nucleic acid binding.